GUAUCGUGCUCACCGGACGCGCACAUGGAGUCCUCCUUUCAACCCUCAAUGCGUUAUUUUGAGCUUUUAAUCCCCUUUUCGUAGUUUUCUGGAGCUCGAGGGACACAGGGCAAGAUGGGGGAACGAGGUGGAGUCACAAAGAAAAAGUCGUCAAAGUCUAUGAACCAAGUAGAACCCUCCAAAAACAAGUCAGCUAAAGCUUGGGAGCAAAGUAAAGGUGACAGCGGUGACUUGAAUCACAACUACUACAGGUGGUUACAGUCAGCACUUAAUUCAGCUGUAGGAGAACACCGAUGGGAAGAUGCCUUUAAACUGCUGCCUUGUCUCAUCCUUCAUCGGUGUUAUAAUGUAUCUUCAGACUUCUUGUGGAGGAUGAUGAACAUAAUCACAAAAAGUGCUAAGGAAGUCCCUGAAGGCAUGAGAAAAAGCAUGAGUCGAGACUUUUUGCUGUUGCCUACGAAAACAAUUGUCGUUGUACUGGACACUUUGGCUGAAGAACUUGAGACUGCAACAGAUGAAAGAAUCGAUGAAAUCCUACAGAUGUUGGAAGAUUACAAGAAUGACAGAAGAUCAGAAAAGUGGUCAGUGAAGAAUAAAGAUGUUCGCUUGACUGCAUUGAUUGACGCUUACAGAGGCCUUGUGCUUUAUUCUCGCUGGAAAAAUCACACUUACUCCAAUCAAGACUCCUCUGCUGUACAAGAGAAAAUUACAGGCCUUUUGGAAAAUAUGUCAGAUGAAGAGAAUGAAGAUGGAGGCAAAGAUAGCAACAGAGGAUUGGUUAAUAAAGCACAUUCAGCAUUAAGAAGAGCUUUGUGUAACCUUGCUGAGCCAGUAGAGUGGAUCAUAGUACCUUACUUAGACCUGGAGAAUGAGUUGCGUGGCCCAGAGUCAGCACUCGCAGUACUGCAGGACUAUGUCAGCAAAAACCUUCAACAUUUGCCAGCCCAACACUUAGUUUAUAAUUUUCUUAGAACUUUUGUGCCUAACAGUGAUGAGACUCAGAUGUCUGCACUGAAGGAGAUAACUAGGGUGUGCCCAGAACACCCACUUACUCUAGAAUAUGUGGAUAGACUGAUGGCUGAAGCUUGUGACGAAGAGGUAUGGAAGCGAACAGAAACAGCUGUGGAUAGCGAUGAGACGGAGAGCAAGGUCUCUAUGAAUCAGAGCAAUGAUUCAGAGACAGAAACUCAGAGUUGUGGCUUGAAAUCGGAUAUACAAGUGGAAUCCCUGGUGAGGGCUCUGAAUCUUUUGACAAACUUGCUUGAGUACAAAGAGUGGCAGUGGAAAUUGCAACCGUGGCAGACUCUCACACACAUCCUCCGUAAAUUUUAUUCAUGCUGGCUAAGAUGCUGGAAGUGCCCGUAUUGCCGUAAAAGUCGAAAAUCUGUGAGACAAGUUUCUAAGAGUAUAACGCCUUUGUGGAAAUAUUAUGUUUGGGUGGCUGUCCCUGUCUCCCUGACUCCAGAAAAAGCACAGGUCAUCUUUCAUCAUAUAUAUUCUGCUCAUGUAUUUUGUUACAAUCAAACUUAUGUUCGUAAUGCAAUAUCAACUCUCCAGAAAGCCAACUACAAAGUGCUAUGUAAUGAAUUGAAGGAGUCAUUAUAUCCAGAAAAAACAUAUAUAGAUAAGUUCUUGGCCUACAGUUUGAAGAAAUCAGAUUUUCAGACGGUGGUUGACAGUGUGGAGGUCAGCUCUUCAACGAAAACAGGAGAAAAAGAAGCCAGCACAAAAAAGAGAAAGACAAAGAAAAAUGCAGUAUCUGAUAUACAGCUUUCAGAAGACGAACUGCCUCCAGUAGUAACCAGGAAGAAAUCUGUUUUAAAAACACUUGACGAUUUACCUUUUCCGGGUGAAGACAGCAAGAAGAGUCAGCGCAAAGGUCACACCCCACCUGCAGAGCCCAAGCGUGUGAAAGAGGUAAAGUCUACAGUUGCCAGCAAAUUAACAUCUCUGUCUACUCCACCUACAAGGAAUAUUAAAUCUGUUCGUAAUCUUAGAACAUCUCCAGACGAAGGAAAGAGAGAAGCUAGUUUCUUGAGCUCUGACAUCUCGUUUCAUGAAGAUUUUUUUUUAACCAGUACUCAAGUAAGACCUGGAAAUAAACAGAUAUUAGAUACUUCACUUGGAGAAAGUCCUGCAUUGCUGCCAGCCCUCAAGGAGAGAGACACUUUACGAGAGAAAGAGAAAAGUAAACUGAAGUUGUCAAAGGCAAAAGAGAAACAUAGAAAUGUAGAAGAAGAACAAAAGGACUAUGAAAUAAGUAGUGAAGAUCCAGAUGAUUGUUCUAAUGACGAAAGGUCUGAUUUUAAUAAUCACACUGAAGUUUCUAAGUUGAAUAGUUCCUCAGCAGAGGAGUAUGUUACUGUCAAUGAAACCACUGAAGAAGCAACAAAUAUCACUAGUAAUUCGAAUGUGAAAAACUCAACUGUAUUAAACAGAAAAAGUAUCACUUCCUCCUUGAACACAACAUAUACUUUAGACAGCCCCAUGACAAGUAUGACUAGUAAAAGUGAAGGCAGUGUGCAAGUAAAUCAUUCAUAUAGAAAUAAGAAGAGGAGUUCUACAGAUGUAUGCAGUAGCAACAUUGUUGAUAAGACACAUGACAAGACAGCAGAGUGUUCAAGUCCAGAGCCUGAAGAUUACUUACCUUGUGGUCAGAGACCAAGAGAGGACAGGUCUAGUGGAUACAAAGGUGGGAGUUCUGAAGGUCAGAACGAAAGUUCUCUGGCCAAUACAGGAAAUGAUAGUGUAUAUUUUUGUUACACUGCCCUCCCAACACACAUUAACCCUGCUGUAUUAGUGCUGGACAGCCAGGCUGCUUCUGAGCAAAACAACUGUCUUGUUGAUGAAACCUUAACAGAAACAAACAGCAAUCCACUUGAUGGCUAUGAAGGGAAAUGCAUAAUCCAAGAAACCCAAAGUCAAGAAAUUCUUUCCCAGUCUGUUGUAGACUCAACAUCACAGGUGACAGAUUUUCCUAAUCCAAAUGGCUGUGGCUUAGGUGCUGGAAAGAAUUAUGUUAAAGUAGAAUGCGAGGAUACUGGCACACAGUAUAGUGAAAACAGUGAACCUUUCUCCCUGACCCAGGGACAGCAGGAACCCAUGCCUUUCAGCCAAAAUGCCCAAGAGCUUGUUUACUCAGCAGAUGUUACAGAUACUACGGACUUCACUACAUUCUGUAAAACAGAACUGACAUCGCCAUUAUCAGAAAAAGAAUAUAAAAUCUUUGAGGUACAGUAUGAGGAUAUUGAACAAGAAGCAACAUCUCCUAGUACGUUAGAAGUAUUUGAUUCUGUAAAACAAGAAUCUGUUACAGUAGGCAAUCCUACAUCGGUUGUUCAUGGUACUACAGUUGAGUUCAGUGACAUUGAUAAUGACAAGUUUGCAUCUCCUAAAUGUGCUGUGGAGGAAAUUAUUCAUUCAAACUGUCUCGAUACACCCACAGCAGAAGAUUACUUACCUUGUGGUCAGAGACCAAGAGAGGACAGGUCUAGUGGAUACAAAGGUGGGAGUUCUGAAGGUCAGAACGAAAGUUCUCUGGCCAAUACAGGAAAUGAUAGUGUAUAUUUUUGUUACACUGCCCUCCCAACACACAUUAACCCUGCUGUAUUAGUGCUGGACAGCCAGGCUGCUUCUGAGCAAAACAACUGUCUUGUUGAUGAAACCUUAACAGAAACAAACAGCAAUCCACUUGAUGGCUAUGAAGGGAAAUGCAUAAUCCAAGAAACCCAAAGUCAAGAAAUUCUUUCCCAGUCUGUUGUAGACUCAACAUCACAGGUGACAGAUUUUCCUAAUCCAAAUGGCUGUGGCUUAGGUGCUGGAAAGAAUUAUGUUAAAGUAGAAUGCGAGGAUACUGGCACACAGUAUAGUGAAAACAGUGAACCUUUCUCCCUGACCCAGGGACAGCAGGAACCCAUGCCUUUCAGCCAAAAUGCCCAAGAGCUUGUUUACUCAGCAGAUGUUACAGAUACUACGGACUUCACUACAUUCUGUAAAACAGAACUGACAUCGCCAUUAUCAGAAAAAGAAUAUAAAAUCUUUGAGGUACAGUAUGAGGAUAUUGAACAAGAAGCAACAUCUCCUAGUACGUUAGAAGUAUUUGAUUCUGUAAAACAAGAAUCUGUUACAGUAGGCAAUCCUACAUCGGUUGUUCACGGUACUACAGUUGAGUUCAGUGACAUUGAUAAUGACAAGUUUGCAUCUCCUAAAUGUGCUGUGGAGGAAAUUAUUCAUUCAAACUGUCUCGAUACACCCACAGCAGCGGCUUCUAAUGAAGAAACUAGUGAUAGUGAAGAAGUAAUAGGGCCAAGUCAAGAAUUAGUUGUAACUAGUCCACCAAAUUUUAAAAGCUUUAACAGAUCAAGUAGAAGUUGUGGCAGUGCAUCAGGGGGCAGUUUUGUGUCUAAUACAAGUGGUGAAAGUGAGCAAGAUCAGGCAUCUCUCAGCAUAUAUAGUUCACUAACAGCUCUACAAGACUUUUCACCCACUGUUGCAGAAUCGGAAAAAAUAGGCAGAAAAGAUAGAGAAAAGGAUAUUUUAGAGGUACUUCCAUUAAAUUCAUCAAAGGGCUCAGUACAGGAAGAAAUGGAAUACGCAUCAUUGACUUGCAAGGAGAAACAGAGAAGCAGUCAUGGUAAAGAACUGAAUGAUUUGCAUCCUUCACUGACCCAAAACCAAAGAGGGGAUGUCACAGUUCGCAAUACUAGCACUAUAUCUAACAUCACCUUGGUGGAUAACAAAGAACAAGAAAUACUAGAUGUUCUAUGUGAGAGACCUGUAAAAAGUGACCAUCAUUCAGAUGAGUCAUUUGUCACAGCAGACUCUGUAGCAGACAGAUUGUCCAGGGAAUCUCUUCAGAGUGUUGAUACAAAUGACGAUUCUGAAUCACAGAGUUCCAGUACAUCCAAAUUAAGGAUAGAUAUUAGUAAUUCAAAUCUAUUGCCGGGAAAUUCCUCUGCUGCAGAAACCACAGAUGUCCGGGACAGAUGUGACCAGAAUGCCAAGAAAAAUCAAAAGAAGGGCAAAACUACAGCAAAUAGUGAUGUAUCUGCAACAGUUGAUGCGCACAAAAAUCAAGGGAUGGAUUCAGUGACAAAUGAGGUGGGAAAUACAGACGUCGAUUCAUUUGUCACGGCUCUUGAUGAAAGUCAGAGAGGUAAGCAAAAGAAAAAGUAUUGUGCACUAGAAGCAACUGAAGAUGUGGUCAGUGAGUUAUUUACAAACGAUGUUGAGACAUUUAAAUCUAAAAAGAAGAAAAAGGAAAAGAAGCCUGAAAUCACAAUAUUACCAACAAUGCAAGUAAAUGGCAUUCAAAAUUCAGAUGAAGUUGAUGGUAGUAUAUAUGAAACGUCAAAGAAAAGCAAAAAGGGAAAAGAAAAGAAGAGGAAAGAAAAGACUUCAGAUAAGGUCAGUGAAAAGACAGAGCAAGCAAACUUGGUCUCCCACAGCUCAAAAUCAAAGAAAAAACAUAAAAGUGACGAAACAGAGACCGAAGAAGACUGUGAUAAAUAUUGGUUAGAUUUAUGUAUCGAUCUUCCUUUCCCUGAUUUAGACAAAGAGAAUGAGGUUCUUGUUUCAGAGAACAGUUCAUCUAAAUCAAAGUCCCAUAAAACAAAAACCAAAAAUGACACUUCAAAGGCAUCUAUACUUAAGUGCUCCAUAAUAGAUUCAGAUGAACUGGAAAUUCCUGAUUUCGACAAUUUGGAACCUGAAGAUUCUAUCAGGGAAAAAAUAAAUACUAGAAAAAGCUCCAGAAAUAAGAAUAAAAAGGAAGAAAAAGAGAGUAAUAAGUCAGAGGAUCAUGUUAAUAAGAAAAAGUGCCUUGAAUCCAAAGAAGAAACUAAGGAAGUUGUGCAUCUAGAUGUCUCUGAAAACCAAGAAAAGAAAAAAUCCAAAAAGAAGAAACUUCAAGAAAAGCUCCAAGUUGAUGUUUUUGAUAUUGAAGUUGAUAAAAAACACAAGUCCACGAACAAUAUAGGACAAAAAGUUGAUGAUGGCUUGUCUCUUCCCACAAAACGAGAAAAGAAAAAGCACAAAAAGGAAAAAGACGACUUUAUUACAUGUGAUCUUUUACCCUUCCCAGAUAUCGAAAUUGAAGGCUGUUCCAUCUCGAAAGCAGAAAAUGAGUCUGUGGAUGGGAUUACCUCGCAGAAAAAGAAAAGAAAAAAUGAAGAUAUUGACAUCAGGUCACUAAACACAAAGAGGAAAAAGAAAGAGUAUUUGGAAACUAGUACCAGCAAAGACAUUGAUGAAAAGUGUAAUGGAAAUACAAGUAUCAAAGCAACACCAGAGGUUUCUCAGGUAAAUGGCCACUAUGACUGCUCAGACUUGGAUAAAAGGAAAAAACACAAAAAGAAUAAAUCUAAAGCAACAGAAAAUGAAUCAUUGCCAGGUCUUGAUGUUGAGAGUAUGACCUAA
Molecule: messenger RNA, 6417 nt
Organism: Penaeus indicus
Lineage: Eukaryota; Metazoa; Arthropoda; Malacostraca; Decapoda; Penaeidae
Exons: 14
Coding region: 115-6417 (2100 amino acids)
Source: RefSeq, a predicted model, not a curated record